Mycotypha africana is the source of this 1917-nucleotide messenger RNA. RefSeq lists its product as uncharacterized. Gene Ontology annotation, biological process: vesicle-mediated transport. The coding region runs from base 1 to 1917 and encodes 638 amino acids. NCBI's taxonomy places the organism in Eukaryota, Fungi, Mucoromycota, Mucoromycetes, Mucorales, Mycotyphaceae. Gene Ontology annotation, cellular component: endocytic vesicle; cytosol. The transcript has 11 exons. The record is from RefSeq and is a predicted model, not a curated record. Gene Ontology annotation, molecular function: small GTPase binding; ubiquitin binding; guanyl-nucleotide exchange factor activity.
AUGAAGAAUAGUUCCGCUUCAGAGAAAGACACCAAGUUCGAUGACAGCCUAACAGAGACAUUAGAUGAGAAAACGAAACUAACAGCCGCAGCGGAACAAACAGACAAUAGUGUAGCGAACAACAAGGAAGAAGAUAAUAAGGACAAAGAAAUAGACAUCCCGGCAGGUCAUCACUCUGCAGAAAUGGAACAUAUCUUUAACCAGUUCAGCAAGAGUGAAGACGUAAAUAAACAAAUCAUCAACGAUGAUAUGACGAAAUCAAACGAAGCCAGGAGGGAUUCUCUACCAUCAAACGAGCUACAACAAAACAUCAAUGAUACCCUACACACUCAACAAAUGCAACAAGAACCACAGCAAGAACAAGUAACACCUUUUGAAUUCAAUCGGUUUUUAGAACAGAUGAAAUCUAAAAGUGCCAAACCUAUUACUCGAUAUUUCAAGAGCUUCCUACAGGCGUUUGAGAGAAGGCCGUGGACAGUAAAUGAACAAAUCAAGAUUGUGCAGGAUUUCUUAGAUUUUAUUUAUGCUAAAAUGAGAGAAUGUGAUGUUUGGAAGGAUUUGACACAGCAAGAGUUUGAAAAUGCCAAAGAAGGAAUGGAAAAGCUUGUGAUGAACCGUUUAUACCAUGCUACAUUUUCACCCAGCACCACAGACGAUAAAGAAAGGGAUGAAAUUUUAUACCUAAAGAUCAGUAUAUUUCGCUGGAUUCGCGAAAAGCAUUUGGAUAUACCUGACACUGAACAUAACGAGUCGUUUUUGACGUUCGCAGAAUCAGAGCUGCUGAAAAUAAAUAAUUUCAAAGCUCCAAGAGAUAAGCUUAUAUGUAUUUUAAACAGUUGCAAAGUCAUCUUUGGUUUGAUUAAACAUGUUGAAGGAGACGCUGGUGCAGACAAAUUUUUACCUAUUUUGAUCUAUGUAAUCCUCAGAGCUAAUCCACCAAGAUUAGUGUCGAAUGUUCAGUAUAUUUAUCGAUUCAGAAGUCCAGAACAACUUCAAGCCGAAGCUGGCUACUAUUUAACAAACCUGAUGGGCGCCAUCUCCUUUAUAGAAACUAUGGAUGCAACUUCAUUGUCAAUCUCAAAGGAAGAAUUCGAUAGAAACAUUGAACGAACAAUGACGGAAUUAAAGCAAGAGAGGCCUUCUGUUACACUAGAUAAGCAGCAAGUCAAUUAUGAAAACGCGUUACAUCCAACGCGAUUCUCGACUGCUUUUCAACAACAACAACAACAACAAGAACAACAACAACAUCAUCAUUAUCAACAUCAUCAUCUUCUUCAGCCAUCUCCACCAUUGAUUGACGCGGCAAAAGCGGCAGCUUUGUUAGAGAAAGGCAGCCAGUUUGCACAAAAGACGAUGCAAAGACCUUUAAAUUUUGUUGGAAAGAUCUUUCAGGGCCUCGGUGACACAUCAUCCAAUAAUAGUAGAACGGGUAGCCCGAACAACGAAGAUGAAGAAAACCAUCUUCGAGACUCAUUGUCACAGCCUUAUAACCCAUAUCAACCGCACUAUGCAUCAGCAUCAUCCUACUCACCGCCAUCAUUACCUACACGCGAUCAUCAACGACAGACAUUAGCAGUACAACCUGAGGUACAACCGCCCACUCUACCGCCUCGGCCGCCACAUGAUCAAAUGAUGGCUCGAAGGAACCAGCAAUUAGAAGCCAACCUUGAAAUCCUAAAUAGCAUGUUUUCGAAUAUAGAUAGCAGCGUAUGUCACCUUGUUUUACAUGCUAAUGGAGGUGAUUUGACAAAAUCCAUUGAUAAUUUAUUAGAGAUGUCUGGAAAUGAUCCAUUCUCUAUUGAUGAAAAUGCUCAUCAUGAACAACUCCCGACAUCCACCUCGUCCACCUCACUCCCAUUUUCAGCCAUCCAACAACAGCCCGCUCCUGUUGUACCACCAAAGAACUCGCAAUUUUAA